UGUGUGUGGGUGGGUGUGUUAGUCCCCUUGGAUGAGCACACGCGGCUGAGGAUGCAGCUGGGAGCAUGAGUUCUGACCGAGAGGAGCAUGACAUGGUCUGUCAGAGAGCCGUGACCCUAAUUGUUGACCUUUGCCUGCACAACAGCACACUGCUGGACCGCGACACCUGCCAGGAUUUCCUCCUCCUGUUGUCCAGCCAGACCUCUGACCGCAAGGAGCGAGACGCUACUUUUGGCCUCCUGCUCGGUGUGUUUGUGGUCUGUGGCCUGGCUCUGCUGGGCCUCCUCACAUUCAUCUCGUGGAAGCUGUGCUGGGUGCCUCGGCGGCCCAAGGUCCACUUCCCCAGUCCGCCCCUCACCCCGGCCAGCAGCCCAGAGCACUGCCCGCCCCAGCCGCCGCCGCUCCCGCAGCCCAGCUCCGAGCAACCACCGGUCACCAUGGCGACAGAGAAGGUGAAGGACCCCGUGGGCUCGAUGGGCUUCCUGGAGGCAGCAGUGAAGAUAAGCCGCACAUCUCCCGACAUUCCCACUGAUGUGCAGCUGUCCAUGAGGGAGCACUUCCUGCGCCGCACACAACGCAUGCAGAGACAAACCACUGAGCCAGCUUCCUCCACUCGGCACAAUUCAUUCAAAAGACACCUGCCCAGGCAGAUGCAGGUUGGCAGUCUAGACCUGGGAAACGACUACGUGCCGGACAAAGACGAGAAGCCCACCAGCAUUGGCCGCAUCCAGCCGGAGCUCUACCAACAGAAGACGCUGGAAUCGGACGAUUCAUCCAACAACGGCAGCAGCAAAAACUGUGGCAGGAUUAACUUCUCCCUCAAGUACGACUACGAAAACGAGGCCCUCUUAGUCAACAUCCUCAAGGCAGUGGACCUGCCCGCCAAGGACUUAUGCGGCACAUCUGACCCUUACGUGAAGAUCUACCUGCUGCCCGACCGCAAGAAGUUCCAGACCCGUGUCCACCGGAAGACUCUCAACCCCACAUUCAGCGAGAGCUUCCAGUUUCCCGUGCCUUACGAUGAUCUGGCUGCCAGGAAGCUCCACAUGAGCGUCUUUGACUUUGACCGGUUUUCCCGGCACGAUAUGAUCGGGGAGGUGGUGCUGGACAACUUGUUUGAGACAUCAGACCUCUCCAGGGAGACAAACAUAUGGAGGGAUAUCCAAUAUGCCACCACUGAAAGUGUCGACCUUGGAGAGAUCAUGUUCUCACUAUGCUACUUGCCGACCGCGGGCAGACUCACACUCACUGUCAUCAAGUGCAGGAACCUCAAGGCCAUGGACAUCACUGGGUACUCGGAUCCCUAUGUCAAAGUGUCGCUCAUAUGCGACGGGAGGCGUUUGAAAAAGAAGAAGACGAGCAUAAAGAAGAACACUCUGAAUCCCGCCUACAAUGAGGCCAUCAUCUUCGACAUCCCCCCCGACAGCAUGGACCACGUCAGCCUGCACAUCUCCGUCAUGGACUACGACUUGGUAGGUCAUAAUGAGAUCAUUGGUGUGAUGCGGGUCGGGUGCCACGCCGAGGGACUCGGCAGGGACCACUGGAACGAAAUGCUGGCGUACCCGCGCAAGCCCAUUGCACACUGGCACCCCCUGCUGGAGUCCAAGAAGUCUGAGAAGGAGUGGAAGGCGAGGACGGCCAGCUUCGACAGCCAGGGCUCCUGCCCCUCGCCCCGGCCCCCCGCCAGCCCCUGAGCCGGGGCCACCUGUGACCCCGCAGCCCAGAGGGGGGGGUUUCCUCCCUCCUGCUGAUCCACUUCCUGUCUGAGAAACACAACCCCACUGUCUCUGCCUCACCCCCCCCCCCCCCCCCCCCCCCCCCCCCCCCCUGUCCUCCCUUCCGCAAGUCCAGUCCCAGAGCACCUUCCAGAACUGAUCCCGGACCGCCGUCAGUCGGAGAGUCGCGUGGAGCGCGCCGUCUUUUUCGAGGGGUUAAAAUGUUGUAGGGUCUCCGAUUUGAAAUGUGGGGCCUUGUGGUGGCCCCUUGUUGUCCUCCGGGGAGACUGGCCGGACGUCCAGUCCUGCAGACGUUUUGACGCGGAGCCGCCCGCGGCUGAGGCGAAGGAGACAUUUUUCUUCUUUUUUUCCAGACGCCUGACGAUUGAGCUGCGCGAGCUGCAGCGAACUCUCUGAUUGGAAGAACCCAUUGGGGGGGAAGCGCUCCCCUUUUUUUCGCGGCGGCGACGGGAAGGAUCUGAAGCGACUUCGGAGAACGCUCUGCGGCCCUCUCACCGUCGACAUGUUUCUGCUGCCUUCGCGUAGAACGGUACGGAUCCGUAGCAUUUUUUGGAACCAUUAGAUGCAACGAAUAUAAGAAGAAGAAAAAAAUCCGCUCCGUCAGGCGCAUUUGUUUGUGAAUAACAAAAGUGAAGUGAUUUCCACGGCUCCUGAUCCCCCCGGGGAAGAGGCGGGAUCAGGCCCAAAAGACUCAAACAUUCUCAUCGUGUCGAUUUCGAAAGCUUCAGCUCGGCAGCCGCGAGCAGCCGCGCCACAACACUUCGACACAGUGACGGAGAAGAGAACGAAAAGGAUCAUUGGAGCGUGGCUGCACCACUGAUUUACACCUCUUUUUUUUUGUCAAUUUUCCCAACGCCAAGGAAGUUAAAAAGGCACAAGUAGUUUAUCUGUAUGAUUCAAAAUGAAGCUCAAAAAAGACAAAAGAGAGUAAAAAAAAAAAAAAAAUUCUUCUUAUUAUUGUGGGGCAAGAAAAGCUUCUCCUGAAUGGAGCUCUGGGGGCUUCUGCAAACAGGGAAAUAGCGAGCACACACUACACACCCUUACCUCCUCUGUUCAGGUGUUUGCUUUCGGAGCGAUCUCCCCCCCCCGAGUUAAAACUCACACAAACACAUCCACGUUUUCCUUCCUUUCUUUAGGGGGGCGGGGGUUUGUUCUGAACAGGUUUUGGUGGAUGUGUAUAGUUUCAUGUACAGCCGUCUACUGUAUGUAUGUUUUGCUUUGUCCAAACAGGAAAAGUCUACACGACGAUAGUUGUAGAUUUAAAAAAAGUAAAGAGACAUUAUGAAUACAUGUAGCCUCGUUGGUGGUGAUGCCUGAGAAAAAAAACUAAACUCCGACACUUGGACACAUGCAACCUUCUUGAUAUUCAUCCUGUCAUUCAUCGCACUGCUGUACAGGGACAACAUGUACGUGAAUUUGCCAUUAAUCUGCAACAUGUGGGGGGCCACGGAAUAUUUUUGAAUAUAUAAAGACUGCGACGCCUCUCAUUUAUGUAAAUCGGUUUCCUUUUAAUCUUACAUUAUUUGCUCUAGUGUGUUUUGUCAGAAAAUGCACGUCAGGCCAUGAAGCAAAUGGAAAAUAACCAAAACUACAAAACGACUUUUUUUAAAAUCACAUUACUGCUGGUUCAGAUUGACCUUUUUAAAAAAAAAACAAAAACAAGCCACGGAUAUAAACCAAUCAGUGGCCUGGUGGAUUGCUGUUCUAUAGCGGGCGCAGUAGUUCCAAAUAGCUUAGUGGCGAAAACAUAAUAUCACCACUUCUAUUUACGUUAUUUUCCUCCAGUUUAACCUCCGGUUGUAGAUGUUUUUCAUUUUUGCUGUAACGUACGGGUCCUAUUUCCUGCAACGUCAUUGUGAUAUGCGAGUCGACGAAUAACCGGGAGCUAAUGGCGAGUGGUUUUUGUACCGUAAACGGAAAACAAAUCCCAAAAGCAACGCGGGGAAAAUGUUUGAUAUCCCACGGAUGGAAACUAACCAUAAGCAUGUGUUCUGGUCAGACCCCAGGAUUUUUGAUAAGAUUCAUCUAUAUAUACAUAUCUAUAUAUCUUUAUAUAUAUACACCUUGAAAAAUAAAUAAAUAAAUAUAAAUAUAUAUGUAUAUGUAUAUAUAUAUAUAUAUUUAUUUUUAAAGGUAGAGCCGCCGUUACUGUGUGUUUGUUUGUUUUUUAUGAAAACUGCUGCCAUUUAUCAGGAUUCUGCGAUCAAUGCUCAGCCAAUGACUUUGUGGUGUGUUAACAUUAACUGCAUGGGCGGCGGCUUAUGCAGGAGCACUCACGGACUAAUUGCUUUUUGAUUGGAAAAACGCUUAGAAUUCGUCACGCGGAAAGAAGAAGAAGAAAAGAAAAGAAUCACAAAUCUGAUAUGUGGCUGAGUUUUUACCUUUUUCUUUUUUUUUAUCCAUCGUGAGGGAGGCUCUUGUGCAGCGGGCAAACAGCAGGAAUUUUCAUUCAAUACCAAUGUUACUUUUAGAUGCGACCGGAACGUGUGUGCGUGGCGGGCGUCUUGUGCAGUUUCAUUUGUGUUGUUCGUUGACGUUCUGGGACCAGCGACGGCCAACGAUGUUCAGUAUUGCCACUUCAGAUUAACAAGGUUUCCAAAGGCACAAUUUUUUACCAAAUUUCUAGAAAAAUGUGCAAAACAAAAUGCAAACUGAUAUGGCGCUGCCAUACCACCGCCUCCGCCCAACGAUCCCUUUGAAUCAGUCACGCCGCGCCAUAUCAAGAGUCAUUAAUUGGUGGGUGGUGAAAAAAGAGUCAUAUCUCACAAUAUUGAAGAAAGUGAUUUAAAAAAAAAGUCUGUGCCAAACUUUUAUGGAAUCUCUCGUUGCCCACGUCCCCUCCUUCCACCAAGUGUCACGGAAAUCCAUCCAGCAGUUUUUGCGUCAUCCUUCUGACAAACAAACCAAUGGAUGGAUGCCAAUGAAACUGUCAUAUUCCAGUUUCUGCUUUUUUUACCCUGGCGCUAAUUCGUCGGCGGGGUUCUAUUAAACGGAAGAGAGGAAAUUUAAAAAAUAAAUAAAUAAAUAAAAAGCACCAGUUACAGAAUGAAAAUGAAACAAACAAAACAUGGUGGCAAUGUUGAAUUUAUGUUUGUUUCAUACGCUAGAUCGAGUAACAUGACGGUCUCCUGGUGGUCCACAAACAUCUGGUCUUCUGCUGCUCUUCUUCGUCUCUCUCGUGUCGUGUCGUGUCGUGUCAUGUCAUGUCAUGUCGUGUCGUGUCAUGUCAUGUCAUGUCAUGUUAGCCUGUUACCAAGAGCCGAUGUCAACACGUGGGGAACAUGUGAGCAUGAGUCCUUCACACGCAAAACACCUCUUGACAAUAAUGUGAGUGGUUUCCAGGAAGUCGCUUUCUUUCUAAAUACUGAAAAUGUCCGCAUAUACUUUAUGUUGUCAUGACGAUACGUUUUCUACCCCCCCCCCCCCUGCAUCCUGAGUUGAUCAUAAUGGAAGUAUUAUAUAACGGAGGAACCAUAUAUGUGGUCAGCGUUAUUUUUCUUCCAGUUUUGAAGCUCACGCUUCAUUUUUCUUUCUUUCUUUUCUGCCGUAACACUGAUGCCAUCAGCGCACCCUGGCCAGACAACGCUCCCGGGUCGUCGUGAUAUCAGGCAGGGCACAUCUGCAAGUUGUGUAAGACUCGUACGAAAAGAUUUAUUACGUUUAUUGGGCAGAAUUUCGGUUUGGUACUAUCUCAACAGCAGCAUCCCGCGGAAAAAUGUCAUCCAAUAUGUGGCCACCAUGAUCUUAGACGCGUCUAGACUGCUGGCGCCUCGCUCAGCAACAGCGGACAAGUGAUACCGCAGUCGCAGAGAGCACAGUGCGUUGAACACACUAUAUAUCACAGAGUUUGUAAAAAAAAAAAAAAAGAAAAAGUCGCUGGCCAGACGUCAAGACGAGAGCAGAUGCAUCCAGCAGACGCAGCAGGAUCUGGUUUAGCCAUUUCCCCGCAUGGGCGAGUUCACCCAGAGCGAUGCGGUGGGAGGCUGAGACGACAGCCGAUGGGCGCACAGGUCAGCAUCUACAGAGCGCCGGCAUCUCUCUAAUUGGCGCUUGCCACAGCGAGAAUGAGCCGGUGCGUUAUUGUUCGCGCCGGGCGUAAUCCAAGACAGUUUGCUCUCUCUCGUUCACGCUGUUGGUUUGUCCUCGACUCCUCUCUGGACUAAUGGCAUUAUUCAUCGAUUUUCUUCUACGUUAUAUAAGUGUAAAAAUAGAAAAACCAGUGGUUGAAUACUAAAGUAGUUUCUGUUCCACAUCCUUUUCUCUUCUUUUUUAGAACACGUGCUUUAUGAUGGUCAUAUGUUUCCCUGAUAUGUGGUGUGAUUUCAUGGUAGAAGAAACCUGUUGAAUCAAUUGCCUCCGUUUUAUCGACUGUUUCCAAACCUUCUAGCUUUGCCUAAUAUUGUAACGUUUCUUGACAUGAUCUUGUAUCCCUUCCAACUGUUAUGAUAGCACUGAAUUUCCAAUUUUUUUAUCGAGCAUUUUGUAUUUGUAAUUAUAGAAAUGUUUGAGCAAAAAUGUUCUGGUGAUUGACAUCGACAGCCGUUCGUUCGGACGGAAGUCUCUUACAAGUUUAAUUGUAGACUCUAGAUCAUUAUCGGGACUCUCAAUCAGUGACCCAGUGUGUAAUAAAGUGGACAGAAAUAGCAUCAAAGCCACAAAUUGUCAUUCUUUGGUUUCAACGAGUCUGAUAAUCGAGAGCGGGGAAGAGUUUGUUCCAUUUUACUCCCACGGGGUGUGAUGUGUUAUCGGUACUGUGACAUGAUUUUCUUUCCUUUGAUUAAAAAGAUUUAUGCAAAACGG
Molecule: messenger RNA, 6536 nt
Organism: Scophthalmus maximus (turbot)
Lineage: Eukaryota; Metazoa; Chordata; Actinopteri; Pleuronectiformes; Scophthalmidae
Gene: syt6a
Product: synaptotagmin VIa
Exons: 7
Coding region: 66-1694 (542 amino acids)
Biological process (GO): regulation of calcium ion-dependent exocytosis; cellular response to calcium ion; calcium-ion regulated exocytosis
Cellular component (GO): membrane
Molecular function (GO): phosphatidylserine binding; clathrin binding; calcium-dependent phospholipid binding
Source: RefSeq, a predicted model, not a curated record